Molecule: messenger RNA, 486 nt
Organism: Mesorhabditis belari
Lineage: Eukaryota; Metazoa; Nematoda; Chromadorea; Rhabditida; Rhabditidae
Source: the annotation of a GenBank genome assembly
AUGAAAAGUCUUGUAUUUCUUUGUUUCUUCGCUGUCUGCGCUGCGUAUUUUCAAUUGCCAAAAGAUUGGGGACCAAAAAAGAAGAAAAUGGCGUGUGAGGAUUAUUGUGGUGGUGAGGAAAAAUCGACAAGGAUGGGUUUCGACUUCACGAUGGCCGGCUGGGAGUUGUGCAGUUGCUCGAUUUUUCCGAAAGAAUCUUUAUCGUAUCGAGAGGCGAUCGCAAUCCAUAGCAAUUGGACGUCAACAGUCUGCUUUAAACAAUGCGUUCGACGGUGUAGACGAACGAGGGGAAGAUGUGCGGUCAACAGUCCGCACAAUGAGCGCUACGCUGGUCAAUGUUGUACCCGAGCAAACACGAAUUGGUCAAUGAUGGCUCAAUGUUUCAUAAAUGGAACCGGUGCAUGUCAUCUUGAUCGAAAAUUGGCUACUGGAGCGAGCACGGUUCUCGGCAUUAGUGUCGGAAGUUUUGGUGUCAAUCAGGGUGGU